GUAAUAGUAAUAUUUCUGGAUGCAGACACCAUCGCCAUUUUCGUUCGUGCUCAAAACGCGGGUGUGAUCAUCCGUUGUGGCGAGGAGGAGACAAUAUUCGAGAAUUUCGAAGCUUCGCCAACGAAUAGAGCCGUGAUGGAUUGCACAGGGAAGCUUGUCCGCUCGUUUCCCGGUCCUGCAAUUUCCAUCCGAAACAACAUUAUGCAGGAUCUGGAUUUUCUAGAAGAAUUGGCCACAUUCCUAACUGAGAUGAAUGCUGAUGAUGAGGACAUGAUGGACGAUGAUCAUUUGCGCGAAGAGAACAGAAUGGAUGGCGAUCAACCACAGGAAGAGGACACAAUGGGGAAGCGCUCAUUCGCGGACACAACUCAUCCGAAGUACAUCACUGAAUUGCUGACUGGGAUACUGCGUGGACUAGGGGAGCCUGCUAACAUUCCUCGCAUCCAGAAGAGGACAUCGAACGAUGUUCUGCGGAGAAGAACUGCUUCUGUCCCAAGGCGGCGCAGCUCCCUCUGGCUCGUUGUUCGCGUCGCGUUGCAAACUACGAUUCAUCGAGGCACUUCGAACAUGAAAGAAUACAAGGCCUUUAUGGUACUCCUUCUAGCCGAGAUCCUGCGGAGCGGUCUUGAGAAGUGUUUACCAGGACAUAUCCUUUAUUGCAUGCGGACCAAACUUAGCCGUCGACUCUUUAAAAUCCGAUCAUGGGCAGCCCCGUCUCUGACCACAUUUGUCCACGAGGUU
This is a messenger RNA of Cantharellus anzutake, 741 nucleotides long. RefSeq lists its product as uncharacterized. The record is from RefSeq and is a predicted model, not a curated record. The transcript is spliced from 2 exons. The annotation marks the transcript as partial. NCBI's taxonomy places the organism in Eukaryota, Fungi, Basidiomycota, Agaricomycetes, Cantharellales, Hydnaceae.